Hyphopichia burtonii NRRL Y-1933 is the source of this 1462-nucleotide messenger RNA. RefSeq names its product glycylpeptide N-tetradecanoyltransferase (gene NMT1). NCBI's taxonomy places the organism in Eukaryota, Fungi, Ascomycota, Pichiomycetes, Serinales, Debaryomycetaceae. The record is from RefSeq and is a predicted model, not a curated record. Gene Ontology annotation, cellular component: cytoplasm. Gene Ontology annotation, biological process: N-terminal peptidyl-glycine N-myristoylation. The transcript has a single exon. Gene Ontology annotation, molecular function: glycylpeptide N-tetradecanoyltransferase activity. Bases 35 to 1369 code for a protein of 444 amino acids.
AUUCAACAGUGUUUGAUUAAAGUUAUACAUAAGCAUGUCGGGUGAGCCACCAAAGUCUAUUCAAGACUUGUUGAAUCUUUUAUCAAUGGGUGAACAAUUAAAUGAUACCCAGAAAAAACAAAUGAAAGACUAUAAAUUCUGGAGUACCCAACCAGUUCCAAGAUUAAACGAAGAAAUUGAUUCCGAAGGACCUAUCGAAGUUAAGAAACCCCAAGAUGUUCCUGAUGAUCCUUUGCCAUUGUUGAAGGACUUUGAAUGGAGUACUGUUGAUGUUGAAGAUUCAAAUCAAUUAGAAGAAGUUUAUAAUCUUUUAUAUGAAAAUUAUGUUGAAGACCAAGAUGCAACUUUCAGAUUCAAAUAUUCCCACGAAUUCUUUAAAUGGGCUUUAAAACCUCCGGGAUGGCGUAAAGAUUGGCACGUUGGUGUUCGUGUGAAAGAAACUGGUAAAUUGGUUGCAUUUAUUGCCGGGGUUCCAAUCACUUUAAAAUUAACCAAGUCUAAUAAAAUCAUUCCAAGUGUUGAAAUUAAUUUUUUGUGUAUUCACAAAAAAUUACGUUCCAAAAGAUUAACUCCAGUGUUGAUUAAAGAAGUAACUAGAAGAGUUAAUAAACAAGAUAUUUGGCAAGCAUUAUACACUGCAGGUAUCGUAUUACCUUCACCAGUUUCAACUUGUCGUUAUACUCAUCGUCCAAUAAAUUGGUCAAAACUUUACGAAGUUGGAUUUUCUCACUUACCUAAAAAUCAAACUAAAUCAUCGAUGGUGGCUAAUUAUGCCAUACCAGAUAAAACCAAACAUGAAGGCUUACGUCUUAUGAAAUCAGAAGAUAUUGAUCAAGUUUAUGAUUUAUUAUCAAGAUUUUUAGAAAGAUUUGAAUUAAUUCAAGUUUUCGAUAAAAAAGAAUUGGCCCAUUGGUUGUUGGGCGGUGAUAGCACUAAGGGUGAUUCAUCGGUAAUUAAAACUUAUGUUGUUGAACAAAAUGGUAAAAUUACCGAUUUUUUCUCUUAUUAUUUAUUACCUUUCACCGUUUUAGAUAAUCCUUCCUAUAACGAAUUGGGAAUUGCCUACUUAUUCUACUAUGCUUCUGAAUCUGCCUUUGGUGAUGACGUUGAAGGUUACAAAUCUAGAUUAAAUUCCUUGAUAAAUGAUGCCCUCAUCACUUCCAAACAAUAUAACGUGGAUGUCUUCAAUGCCUUGACUUCUCAAGAUAACCCUUACUUCAUCAAAAGCUCGAAAUUCGGUAGUGGGGAUGGUUUAUUGAACUAUUACUUGUUCAACUAUAAAACUUGGCCCAUCAAUGGUGGUAUCGACCCUCAAACUAAAGAAGUCAUCGAUGAUAAAAGUAGUGGCUUGGGUGUGGUCUUAUUGUAAUUGAAGUCAUCCCCAUGUCAUUCUCUAGACCCUAUAAAUAUACUUAUAAUUCUUUCUUGUUGCAAAAUAAUUAGUCUGAAGGUCAAACCUGUA